AUGGCAAUGAAUCUUUCGAUUUUACUGACAAUUGGACGGUGUUGUGCAAAAUUAGUGAUCAGAAUGGAACAGAACGAGGUAGUGCAAGAAGAGAGCCGAUUGCAACGGUGUUGUGCAAAAUUAGUGAUCAGAAUGGAACAGAACGAGGUAGUGCAAGAAGAGAGCCGAUUGCAACGCUGUUUGAGAUGUCUCUUAAACUGGAAGUCCAUUUAUCAUUUCCUAUUACUCUAUUUUCCAGUAGCUAUAAUUUUGUUAGGUGCUUGCCUUUAUUACGCUCUGCUAUUGCCUAAUAACCAUUUAAAAGCUAUUCUUCUCUCUAUAUUUUGUUUCCCGUUUCUUCUACUGGCUAUCAAAAUGAUGUGGGGUUGUAUAAAGGAUCUUAUACCUGUGUUGGUUCGACUAUUUCGCAACGCCAAUCCUGACAACGCCAUUCCUGAACCUGCAGUCGAAUAUGUAAGAGGAGCAGACUCGGUAAGAGUAAGAGAACAUCCUGUUCAGUGAAAUUACCGAGUGACCAAAUUCGUGACGCUGUUUUUUUACAACGAAUGGAUUUAUGUUCGGUUUUUAAAAGAGACUUUUUUAGCUAAAAGUCAGAUUUUAUAAGAUUGUGGUCUUAAAUAAAAUUUUUCUGAUAUCCUUAA
Molecule: messenger RNA, 641 nt
Organism: Centruroides sculpturatus (bark scorpion)
Lineage: Eukaryota; Metazoa; Arthropoda; Arachnida; Scorpiones; Buthidae
Exons: 4
Coding region: 1-501 (166 amino acids)
Source: RefSeq, a predicted model, not a curated record